This is a messenger RNA of Papilio polytes (common Mormon), 923 nucleotides long. RefSeq lists its product as uncharacterized. The transcript is spliced from 2 exons. The record is from RefSeq and is a predicted model, not a curated record. Lineage: Eukaryota; Metazoa; Arthropoda; Insecta; Lepidoptera; Papilionidae. Bases 63 to 845 code for a protein of 260 amino acids.
AAAUAAUCUAUGAUUGAUAUUCAUUUUCAAUCUGAAUUUUGUGCAGCAUUGUUCUUUACAAGAUGAAAUAUUUGAUUCAGAUCGCUGUUUUAUUUCUGAACGUCCAUUUUGGAUACACGAAACCGGGAAUAAGCUUUAAGAAGCAAUUCGAAGUGCAGUUCAAUCCUACACCAUUUAAGUCGUUAGAAUUUAUUUUCGAAAAAUGGUCUAGAUUUGGAAAAUUUGGAUUAAUACGAAAAAUUGCAAAGAGAGAUACAAGUGAUGUAAUCGAUAUAUUUAAUUUGCCAUCACAUGAAAAAGACAAUUUACACGUGUUACCCGUUAAUAAGGAAUCGGUAAAAGUGACAUUACCAGCUCAGAAUGUGGUUAUUUUAUCAACAGUCAAACCAAUACAAAGUACAGAAAAACCGUUACAAGAUUCGACGAAUAAAGUUGAAAUAAUACCUGUGGUUGAACCUAGUAAUGAAAUCGUCGAACCAUUAAAACCUUUCCUUCCUAUGCCAGGUGAGUUAAACGCAAUUAGUAUUCCGGUUGAAGCAACAACACUGCUACCUGCAAGUGCUCCAGUAACAUCUGCAGCUAAACCGGAAAUUACUCCACAAUCAACACCUCUACUUUAUACGAACAUUCUUCAAUCAUUAAAUAUUCCACAAAUGAAAGAAUUGAACAAUCAAAUAUCUCAAACUAUGGUACCGCCAAAGUUAGAAAAUCAGAAUCUCAUUGUAAGGGGUUCAAGAUUCGCCAUGUACUUUGCUUCUAUGUUACUACGUAUGUUAUCACAGUAUCUUUCCGGAAGUCGAGUCCCUUUAGGAAAUACUCCCGGACAAGAGGUGCCUCUGUUAUAAUGAACAACAAAGAGUUAGUUUUAAGAUUUAAUAAUCAAGAGGUAACAUUAACAAAAUAAAUUAAUUUUUAACGUCUAA